AUUGUUGUUUGAGUGUACAGGAGCAACCACUGUCCCAUCAUGCCUCGCUCUUUCUUGGUAAAGAAAGUGAAACUGGACGAUUUUUCGGCCGCAGAGUUGGAGAGCUCAUACGGUCACAGCAGAAGAGAAGAGCUCAGUCUGCGAUUCCAUCAUCAUGACAAAGGCUACGUCAGCGAUUAUCUGAGUCCAUCUCCUUACGAUGAUGUGGUGGGAAGCGUCUCAUCUGUCAUCUCUAAAGUACCCUCCCCCAGCCACCCGUCAAUUAUCUAUGGCCGAAUUGACGACACCUAUUCCGGCAUCCAUGGCGAUAUCCACGGCGAUUCAGACCAGCCGGACAGCCCGCGCUCUGAGGUGUCGUCAUCAGCCGGUGGAUACAUCAACGGGGACGCAGCCGUGAGCGAAGGGUACACUGUGGAUGCGUUUUUCAUCAUGGACGGGCGAUCGCGGAGGAAAGCCGCGGCAACCCCAAGAGGAACCACCCAGAGGCACACCUGCAGCGAGUGUGGCAAAACCUACGCCACGUCCUCCAACCUGAGCCGGCACAAGCAGACGCACAGGAGCAUAGACAGCAAGAUGGCCAAGAAGUGCCCCACAUGUGGGAAAGUCUACGUUUCCAUGCCUGCGAUGGCCAUGCACCUGCUGACCCAUGACCUCAAGCACAAGUGUGACGUGUGCGGCAAAGCGUUCAGCCGGCCGUGGCUGCUGCAGGGCCACAUGCGCUCGCACACGGGCGAGAAGCCGUUCGGGUGUGCGCACUGUGGCAAAGCGUUCGCCGACAGGUCAAACCUGCGCGCUCACAUGCAGACGCACUCUGCCUUCAAGCACUACAAGUGUAAACGGUGUGACAAGACGUUUGCGCUCAAGAGUUACCUGAACAAGCACUACGAGUCGGCGUGCUUCAAGGGGGCUUUCUCCCCUAUGAGCUCAGUGGAUGAAUGA
Molecule: messenger RNA, 939 nt
Organism: Morone saxatilis (striped sea-bass)
Lineage: Eukaryota; Metazoa; Chordata; Actinopteri; Moronidae
Product: transcriptional repressor scratch 1-like
Exons: 2
Coding region: 40-939 (299 amino acids)
Biological process (GO): regulation of DNA-templated transcription
Molecular function (GO): RNA polymerase II cis-regulatory region sequence-specific DNA binding; DNA-binding transcription factor activity, RNA polymerase II-specific
Source: RefSeq, a predicted model, not a curated record